Athalia rosae (coleseed sawfly) is the source of this 3097-nucleotide messenger RNA. RefSeq names its product vesicular inhibitory amino acid transporter (gene VGAT). The coding region runs from base 431 to 2023 and encodes 530 amino acids. Gene Ontology annotation, biological process: amino acid transmembrane transport. Gene Ontology annotation, molecular function: amino acid transmembrane transporter activity. The transcript has 4 exons. Gene Ontology annotation, cellular component: vacuolar membrane. Lineage: Eukaryota; Metazoa; Arthropoda; Insecta; Hymenoptera; Athaliidae. The record is from RefSeq and is a predicted model, not a curated record.
UGACGACUCGAAGUGAUUCAAAUGAUUUACCUCAAUCUACAAGCCAUAUAUCGUUCUACCGCGCAAGACGCCCAGCUUUCGUCUCGUAUGGACCACAUUGAUCGAGUCGGACGCCAUCAAGGGAUGCUACCACUCCGAUCCCAAUCCCCAAACACCGACACACUACCCCCAGUCAAUGCCGCGAUUCAAACUUCGAGUUUAAAGACUUCUAACUCGUUAUAGAAAACACCUCACCAUGCGGUGUCGUUCCAGCACUUAGCUAGACAUUAUUUUAUUUAAAUAAAGUUUUUAAAAGAAGUGCCUAAGUCUUUUAGUUUACUGAUAGAAAUCACGUAUUCCAGGCUGGAAAGUUAACGUAUACCGAUUAGUGCUUCAAGCUGCAAUUCUUGAACGAAAAUACUAAUAAGAAAAAUAAUACGAGCUAAAGAAAAUGGCAAAUUUUCGGGGAUUUUACAUACCUCCCAUCGGUGCGGCUUUCAACGUCGCCUGGGAAACCCUGAAGGCAAAGUGGCCGGAAAAUAGCCCGUGCAUGGAAUUGAUUCGUGGCACUGGCCAUGGGGGUCAACAACAAGGUCAACAAAAACAAUUCGAACAAUUUAACGAGGGUAAUGACAACACGGAAAUGACAGCAAUGAACGGGGAACACCCUUAUGCCGAACAAAGCAACGGGGCUGUGGCUGAAGACUCUUUCAGCUAUCAGCGAAGCGGCGACAAGCCGAGAGGUGCCAGUAUGAGUAGCGGUGGAUUCAGCGAAUACGACGAUGGUGGAGAGUUUGGGGCUCCAGGAGUCAAAAUCAACGAAUGGCAGGCAGCUUGGAAUAUCACCAAUGCAAUCCAGGGGAUGUUCAUCGUGAAUCUACCAUUUGCCGUACUUCGGGGUGGUUAUUGGGCGAUAGCUGCGAUGAUUGGAAUCGCACACAUUUGCUGUUAUACUGGAAAAAUAUUGGUCGAAUGUUUGUACGAGUUAGAUCCCGCUACGGGACAGCGUGUCAGAGUGAGAGAUUCCUAUGUGGCUAUUGCAAAGGAAUGUUUUGGACCGAUGUGGGGAGCGCGAGCUGUUAAUAUAGCGCAGAUAAUCGAACUGUUGAUGACCUGCAUUCUCUAUGUCGUCGUAUGCGGGGAUUUGAUGAUGGGGACAUUUCCCGAAGGAGCGAUUGACACCAGGAGUUGGAUGAUGUUGAUAGGGAUAUUUUUAAUUCCCUUGGGAUUCCUCAAAUCCCUGCAUCACGUGUCGGUCCUCAGCUUUUGGUGCACCAUGGCCCACUUGUUGAUAAAUGCUAUCAUCGUGGGCUACUGCAUUCUAGAGAUUGGCGAUUGGGGGUGGUCAAAAGUCAAAUGGAGUAUAGACAUGAAAAACUUUCCAAUUUCUCUUGGAGUGAUCGUAUUCAGUUACACCUCUCAAAUAUUUUUACCAACUUUGGAGGGGAAUAUGAUUGACCGUUCGAAGUUUGACUGGAUGAUCAAUUGGAGCCACAUCGCGGCAGCAGCUUUCAAGUCCUUGUUCGGAUGGAUCUGUUUCAUGACUUUCCAGACGGAUACUCAACAAGUAAUCACUAAUAAUCUUCAUUCUCCGAGUUUUAAAGGACUGGUCAACUUUUGCCUCGUCAUAAAAGCCGUCCUCUCUUAUCCCUUGCCGUAUUACGCUGCAUGCGAACUUCUGGAGCGCGCUUUUUUCCGAGGAAGACCAAAGACGAUAUUUCCUACUAUUUGGACCGUCGACCGUGAACUCAAAGUUUGGGGAUUAGCAUGGCGAGUCGGCGUUAUAGUUGUGACGAUUUUAAUGGCGAUUUUUAUCCCUCACUUUGGGAUAUUAAUGGGAUUUAUUGGAUCCUUUACCGGCACCAUGUUGUCUUUCAUCUGGCCUUGCUACUUCCAUUUGAAACUGAAGAGAAACUCUAUGGAAUGGGGAACGGUGGCCUACGACUGUUUCGUUAUUUUUCUGGGUGUUUUAUUUGGAGUUAUUGGAGUGUACGAUUCAGGUUCGGCUCUCAUUGAAGCCUUCGAAAUCGGUCUACCAUUUUAAUUUAUUUUAUGGGGUCUGUUUAUCUGGACGUAGAUAUGCGAUGUUCACGCACAUAAUAUAUAGUUACGAUGUUAGAUAUAAAAAUACAGACAGACAAAACGCGCACAUAUCGAUAAUAUUCUGUAUAUCCAGAAGCAAUGUUCUACCGGACGCAUAUCAGAGUCGGUUUUUCGACUCGAAAUUUCAUCAACGAGUAGUAUACUAUACUUUGCGUUUAUUAUUGUGUAUAUAAUUUUGGAAAUUCUGCAUAAUUAUCUUGUUUACAGCUUCUAAGUAGAUCUCACAAGAUAUCGUUCUCACUUAUCUAGCUUCUGAACACCUAAACAGACAGUGAUCGUAACAAUAUUAUACCACACAUAAUCUAAUGUCUUCCAAUGUUAAAAUUAUACAAGUAUUACCCAUUGUUACGUAGGUUUCUGUAUUUUAUAACAACCAUUAAUACGAAUCAUAAGUUUUAUGUAGAUGUUAUAACUAUGAGGUUCGAGUGAUCGAAUGAGGCGAAUAAUGGGUCAGUUUAAGUGAAAAGACUGUUGGGAAUCUACACGUAAUGAGAUGGUAUUCAAUGAGAAUAGAUUAAUUAUUGAUUAUGAUAGCAUAUUUUAACAAAACCCACGGAGGUUUGUUUACCCACUGAUUUGAAUGAAUACGUAUAUUUAUAAAUUAUGAACAAUUCAAUGUCUUCCAAACGUCUAACAGACCAAAGAUGGUUUUUAUCUACACACUGUUUUUGACGUAUUUUCCAAUAAUGAGACAAUGAGACAUGGGGCGUAUAGAUAAAACUGUGUUUUUAUGCAACAUCUACUACCUACCGUUAUUGUUCCACUUGUUAUUAUUACGGUUUGAAAGAAAAAAAUGGUAUUGUCCCUUUUCUCAAUGCCAAUAAGUUAUUAUACAUACAUAAAGUAGGAUAAUAUAAUUGACCUAACGGUCGAACACUGACAAAAACCAAAAGAGCGUUUGUGUCUUUAAAUAAUAUAUUAAUCAGUUAAUAGUAAAUCAAGUCUUCCAAUGAUGUCUUCCAGAACGACAAAUAAUGUUUAACAAAGAAUUCUUUAUUAACUAUAAUAAUAAAUU